AUGCGCCGAGGGUCCGUCAGCAGUUGGCAGUCCUAUGGACAGAGAAACUCCGACUGCAUGAUGCAGACGUAUUCCGGUAACACCGCGCUGUCGCCGCCCAGCGAGGAGAUCGUCCAUCAUCGGAAAGGCGGCUGGUUCUUCACGUACAAGAAAGUCCUUUCCUUCAUCGUCCUGGUCGUGGUCACCGUGAUCGUUGCCGGUCUGAUCGGCUGGAAUAUCGGCACGAUGCCGAAGACCAGAACAUACGAUCCCUUAGCCCUCAUCGAGGACGAGACGGAGGAGGCCGACAUCAUCGUAGCCUCGAUAUCGCCCUUCGUUUAUCCUCUGAGAUAUCGGCUCGAACUAACGCCGCUGAGCGACGUGAACUCGACGUACAAGUUCAAAGGGCGAGUCGUCGUCGAAUUCCGAGUCGACGGCACGCCAUCCUUGAGCAAAUUAUCCUUCAAUGCAUGGAAUGUCACGACUACGCGUUACAAACUGUUGUUCGUGGAGGAGAGCAACGUGCCGGCCAAGAGGAGACGCAGGAGACGCGACGAGGACGACGAUAACGCUGGCAACGCUACCACAUUAAAUCGCACCGUGACGUCGUCCCCGGGACAUCAGGAAAGCACGCAGGAGGACGUCACAAGCCAUCCUCUGGGAGACAUAACGUCCUCCGGCAAUGAAACCACUUCGCGGGACGAGACCUCGUCCUUGUCCGACGGGAUCGCGGAGUCGGCGAACGCGACGACGUCUGGGCCGCCGUCUAAUACGGUGAUUUCCGGCAACGGAAGCGCGAUCGAGGUGGAAAUCCAGCGCUACGAGGUAGAUGCUAAUAACGGAUUACACGUGAUACAUCCGGCCGUCGCCAUGAGCCCGGGGAGAUACAUCUUGGAGAUCGAUUACGAGAUUCUGCCUGACGGCAAGACGAUUUACUCGGCAAGCUUCGGCAAGCCCGGCGAGGAAAAAUCGUUAACCGGGGUGCAGUUGAAACCUGUGGGUGCUUCGCAUCUUCUGCCAAUUUUCGACGACGUGAACCUCAAAGCUAUAUUCUCAAUAUCCGUGGCACGUCCGCGAGAUGCGAAGGCUCUCUCAAACAUGCCACUCAGGACCUCCCGAGAUACAUCCGACGAUUGGGUGAUUGACACUUUCGAGGAGACUCCGUUACUGUCACCUUACAAUCUGGCCUUCGUGAUGGGCGAGAUUGAGAUAUUGGGCGAAACGAAAGCGGAGCCCGAGAACGCGACGGUAACUUUCUGGGGAGACUCGAAGAGACGUUCGCGAGGGACAUACCUCAUCGACAAACUCCACUACGUCGUCGGACAUCUGCACGAUGUAUUCUCGAUGCCUUAUCCGUUACCGAAGUUGGAUAUCGUCGCAUUACCAUCACGGAUCGCCGACAACGCCGGAAAUCUAGGACUGAUAUCGAUGAGGCAAUCGCUCUUCUACGUCGCGGAUCGAUCUCCCAUGGUCACGAAGACGGACGCGUUAAGUGCUCUGAUAAGCCUGAUAGGAGAACAAUGGCUGGGCGGUGUGGUGAACACGAAGAACUGGACGGACGUUUGGCUGCUGGAAGGCUCCACACUCCACUUGCGACAUACCAUGAUCGAGAAGAUAGACCCGUCACUGGACUCCAGUCACGCGUUCAUCGCGGACAUGCAAUGGGAUGCCAUGGAAGAGGAUGGUUACAGCGUUUCAAAGCCGCUGCGAUCGAACAUCAAUCCUGCUCAUCUGGAUUUUUCGGAUGAUAACGCCCGGCAUAAGAAAGGUGCAUGCUUGAUUCGCAUGUUGCAUGGCGUGAUAAACGAUACCGCCUUUAGGAACGGCUACCGGAAAUUCAUAGCGAGGUGGAACUAUUCGACAGCGAGCGUCGAUGACUUUUGGGAAGCGAUGGCGGAAGAGACCGUCGGCCUACCGGCGGAAAUUGCUCUAUCCGAAGUGUUGGAUUUCUGGAUCUCGCAUCGCGGCUACCCGAUCGUUCGGAUCGUGAGAAAUUACGAAAAUGGCACUGCUGAUAUUCGACAGGAAAGAUUUACGUACGAUCAGUCAUCGUCAACCGACGCUCAACCGACGUGGUACGUGCCGCUCGACUACAUUAACAAAACGAGCGCUGAUUGGUCAUCUCCGACAAAAACGUGGUUGUAUCCCGAAGAGAAAAUGGUGUUGCAUAAUGUCGCUGCUAGGGAUUCUUGGGUCGUGUUCAACGUGAAUAAAACAGGUUAUUAUCGUGUGCAUUACGACGAGGAAAAUUGGAGACUCCUGGCGCAGACUCUCGAGGAGAAUCACGAGAUCCUGCCGGCGGAAACCAGAGCGUCGCUCGUCGACGACGUUCUCGGUCUCGCUGCGAUCGGCCUGACGAAAUAUGCGACCGCCUUCGACUUCAUUAAAUAUAUGCAAAUGAGAGAACGGCAUUACGCUCCUUGGGGUGUCCUGAUGCGUCAUCUGUUGAAGUUAAAUGGUCUUCUCUACGAGACGUCGGGUUUCAGCGACUUUCAGGAAUUUACAUUGAGAUUCACCUCGCAACUGUACUCCGACGUGGGAUGGAAAAUCGACGAGGGAUCACGAUUAACUUUGACCGCCGUUACGAUAGCGUGCGCGUUCGAGAAUGCGGAAUGCCUCGAGUGGUCCAGGAGUCAUUUCGCCACACUGAAGGACCACACCGACGCGGACGAGGUCGUACCGGCGUACGCACGCGAGGUUCUAUACUGCACCAUCGCGCGAUACGGCACGCGAAACGAGUGGAAUUACUUCGUUGAGAGGGCAAACUCCACGGCGGAUAUAGAGGAGAAGAAUCGGCUUUUGUCGGCGUUCGCGUGCUUCCAGACGCCGUGGAUCUUGCAGUCGUUACUCAGCGAGCUCCUCGAAGGUAAAAUGUACAACGAGGACGAGACGCAGAGGAUCUUAAGAAGUUUCCCGCAGAAUCCGGUCGCUGCGCAAAUCGCCUACAAGUUCGUGCGAAAUAAUUGGCAGGUUAUCGUCACGAGAUUCGCGAGAUCCCGUCCGAUCGUGAAAGCCUUCGCGAUGGCGACGAUGAACGGUUUGACCGCUGAGGAAGACUUGGACGACUUCCAGACUUUCAGCGAAGACAAUCACGAGACCAUAAAGACCGUGGGAUACACGAUGGCGAUGGUCGAGGCGCACGCUAAUUUCGCGAUCAAGUGGCUGAAGGAAUCCUUGCCGGAGAUUCAAGAGUGGCUGACGGCGAACAAUGCCACGAAGAUAUCGACGUGAAUAUCUCCGAGAGGAAAAGAGAAAGAGAGAGAGAGAGAGAGAGAUUCUUCGCGACCGUGUGUCACGAUGAAGGGAGGAUUACUGCAGCACGCGGAUCCACCACGACGCGAACGUCACAACUGCAACGGCAGUUUUUCUACGACAACAAGUUUUAUUUCUCCGUAUGCUUUUGUCAAGCAUGAUUACAAAACCAAGCAACAAGAAUCUCGUCUUUACAUCUCGUGUAGGCUUAGAACGACGGUCGUUAGUAUAAUUAGUAAUAGGUACAUAUUUAACAAACGAUAUACAUAAUAAUCGUAUCUAACACGGUGGUAAUUAUUAUUCCAAUAUUUACCGUAAACUCUCGGAUCGCGCGCGCGCGCGCGCGUGUCACCACGUUAAAUAGCGUUCUAUUGCUAUGCGUGUAUCGGUGGUACACGCUCGUUUUAUAACACACUAGAAUAUCGUUAUCGUUUUACAGUCAUCUAUCUGUACCGCUGUUCUUACACGCGCGUGUGUCCUUAGCCUAACUCGUUAAAUGCAUUAAGUACGGAAUUCGCAAGCUAUCAAACACGUGUUAAGUUUAAGGGUGGAAGCGAUGAUUUAUCGUCUUGGGUGGGGCUCGGUCUGCUUGGAGAUUAAUGGGUGACUGUUAAAUCCGGAUCCUAAACACACGUCAAGUCCCAGUUCCGCUCCUCGCGACUGUGUCACGACUGAGUUCGUCGCCGGGCAUUUUUAGCUACGGCUAAACGACGCGCCGAUUUUAUGCGAUUUUCAAUCACACGAAUAUGCCCCGCUUCUCGUUGCGCAUUUGGCGCUAAAUGCGACCGCAGCGUGUAUAUUUCUUAUUCCGCAUUAAUAAAUCGUGCGCCACUUUUACACGCGAACGCGCCUGCAUUCUCCGUAUCGUGUUCAACAAAUAAAACUAGUUUUAUUGGCGCUAAACACGCCAAGAUUAAACCAUCAAUGCCUCAACCCUAACAACACUGGUAUUUAACUCUGAAUAUUCAUAUUGUUUUAACUUCUACCAUUUUAAUCAGUUCUGUAUCAUUUUGUUCAGUUUGACUUGAUGUGCAAACCUAUGACGUCACUAUCACAGCUCACCACUAUCGUAUCGCGCAUAAUUAUUCGCCAAUUUCUUUUAAUUAAUAACUUUAAGUUGUACGUGGUUGUUUGCGAAAUAUUAAAGGAAUCUUGUAUUGAGUUCUACCUGCACACAACGGGUGUGUCAUGAAUUGUCAGAUAUAUCAGUCGCGGAGUAAAAGGUCGUCGUGAAGUGAGUUUGUGAACUUAUCCUUCUUGUCCAACGAGAGCAUUCUUUCAAUGGAAAACGAAUUUUCUCAUUGGACAAGAUGCGGAGUUCGCAAACUCACUUGAAAAAUUACAGACAACCUUUUAGUCCCCGUAAACUGUACACAUCUAUUAUCUAUUGUCUACGUUGAAAAUUAAAUUAAAUAUUAGUAUUUCAAAACCAAAACAACAAGGAUGUGCAGAGUUAAGUGUUGUUAAUGUUUAGGCGCUUUCACUUUUAAAUUUCAUCCGUUCGCAAAUGAAGUGUCUCGAUCAUACGAGAGUAGUCCAAUAUCGUGUUGCCGGCGAGAACGUCUUUUUAUUCUGAGACAACGUGGUUAUAAAAAUGGUACUUAGUCUUUCGAUCUCUACUUAAAGGGCUUAUCUUUUAAACAAGGCGCAUCCGUUGUCGACGAAGCAGAGACUGAUAGUACAGCUUAAUACGCGAUUUCGUCGUAUGAUUACUCCGUUAGGUUUCACUACAUCGACCGCGAUUUAUUAAAGGUGUUCUAUAUUAAUCUUCGAAGAGUUUCUUUGCACGGGACAUUAAUAAUAAUUAAUAAUAAUAUAUUUUAGGGCUGCGUGUUGUUGGUACACGCGGAUGUCCUCUGAAAAGUGUUUGAUUCGAAAGAUACGUCUUGUUUCGCAAAUAAUCCCUCCAAUCAAUCGAAGAGGUUUCAACGUGUUAUUGUCUUUAUAUACAAUUCGUUCAAUUUUAUCAGACGCGUCCUUAUCGUAUUACGCAAACACUGCGUGAUGUUCUAAAGCGAUCACGCGGCAUAUCGACACGGUAACAUGUGAAUCGUUAAUAUCGGGCGCGACGAACGAGCUCACGCGUCGAAAAGAAGCAUUCAUCGUUUUAGAUGUUACUCUCUUUCUCUCUUCCUCUCCCGCUUUCUCUCUUUUUGCGAAUUUCAACGGUGAUUACCGAACGUGUAAAAUAAUUUGUGUCGAUAAAUGACGAUAGAAACGA
Molecule: messenger RNA, 5452 nt
Organism: Odontomachus brunneus
Lineage: Eukaryota; Metazoa; Arthropoda; Insecta; Hymenoptera; Formicidae
Product: thyrotropin-releasing hormone-degrading ectoenzyme-like
Exons: 17
Coding region: 1-3210 (1069 amino acids)
Biological process (GO): peptide catabolic process; proteolysis
Cellular component (GO): cytoplasm
Molecular function (GO): zinc ion binding; peptide binding; metalloaminopeptidase activity
Source: RefSeq, a predicted model, not a curated record